This is a messenger RNA of Solenopsis invicta (red fire ant), 3635 nucleotides long. RefSeq names its product small glutamine-rich tetratricopeptide repeat-containing protein alpha. NCBI's taxonomy places the organism in Eukaryota, Metazoa, Arthropoda, Insecta, Hymenoptera, Formicidae. Gene Ontology annotation, biological process: post-translational protein targeting to endoplasmic reticulum membrane. The transcript is spliced from 4 exons. Gene Ontology annotation, molecular function: protein binding; molecular adaptor activity. Bases 234 to 1124 code for a protein of 296 amino acids. The record is from RefSeq and is a predicted model, not a curated record. Gene Ontology annotation, cellular component: membrane; TRC complex.
AGCGCAGAACAGCGGAAGCCACUGAAGUUCGCCGCCGGUGCGCGGGGCGCGCGGAGACCGCGGAUCGCAUCGAAGUGAAGUAGGCGAUUCCAACCAUUCCAACCAAUUCCGACAGACUUCGAAUCGCUACGUGCGCGCGAGCGGAGGAUCCCCUCCGCCUACGUGUGUUCCGCUCCGUGCUCUGUUUCUGCUUGGGUCAGCCGUUGAUCUAAACAAAGGAAUACCGAGUACCGAUGGCUGUCAAAGGACUAGUCUCGUUGAUUGUCAAGUUUUUGACAGACCAGUUGCAAGAUGGUGACAUAACUGCCGAUUCACGAGAGAGUUUGGAAGUAGCGAUCCAAUGUCUGGAGAGUGCUUACAAUGUGCAAGCCUCUGACGCCCCGCCAAAUGUAAAUCUAUAUCAAAUUUACAAAAAUGCUGUGGAGAACGCUGCGCCAGUCUUAGGUCCAGAAGCUACAUCAGAAGCAAAGGUUGAAGCGGAAAGAUUAAAAAACGAAGGCAACGCACUCAUGAAACAAGAGAAGCACCACGAAGCGCUUGCCAAUUAUUCAAAGGCAAUAACAUUAGAUUCUCGCAAUGCAGUGUAUUAUUGUAAUCGAGCCGCCGUUCAUAGCAAACUUGGUAAUCACACCUUAGCCAUCAAAGACUGUAACACGGCGCUCUCUAUUGAUCCCUCGUAUAGCAAGGCGUACGGACGAUUAGGUUUAGCAUAUUCCAGUUUGGAGAGGCAUAAAGAAGCUAAGGAGAGUUAUGAAAAGGCCCUAGCGAUGGAACCGGAUAACGAGAGUUAUCGGAACAAUUUGCAAUUGGCGGAGGAGAAAUUGGCCCAAUUAGGUGUCAAUCAGUCUCUGCCUAAUUUGCCCGGUAUGGACCUGAGCGCUCUUCUAAGCAAUCCUUCUCUGAUGAACAUGGCACGUCAAAUGUUAUCUGACCCAGCUAUGCAGAACAUGAUGUGUAAUCUUAUGUCUGGCAAUGUAGAAGAAGGUGGUCGCAUGGAAUUACUCAUAGAAGCAGGCCAACAGUUGGCGCAGCAGAUGCAGAAUGCAAACCCUGAGUUGAUCGAGUCGCUCAGACGGCAAAUGGGUGGUAAUCCGAACGAUCCAGAACCACCGCAACAAAAUUAAAACAUCGACCGGUUGUGUGAUAGAUGGACGUGAAUUUUAUGAUUAUCAUAACUGAGUUUCUUUCUCACUCGUAGUUAGAGAUCAUUAUAUCGUUUUCUAAAAAAAUUGCAAGGCAAGACUUAUAGCUUCAAUAAUUUUAUCAUUAUAUCUAAAGCGAUUAUAAUGCGCAUACCACAUAGAAUUCAUUUCAUAAGAUUAGUUCUUACGAAUGUAAUAUCGGGCCUCUCUCCCCUUCUCGUCUUCUCUUUGGCUAUUGUACAAUUUUUGAUAGCAAACAUGCUAAAGAUUAAUACAAUGUAACAAAAUGUUUCUUAAAUACCGUGAUAAUUAAGUGACUAUAAUAAUUGAACUAUAUCCAGUUCAUCAUGUCCAGGGCAUUAUUUUCUAGAUUAUGCACUGUAUUAUAAUUUACAAAUUUUAAUGAAUUUGUAUGAGACAACUGCUUAUGUUUUGAAUGAAUAAUUGAGCAGCAAGAGAUGCGACAUUCAAUCGACGCGAAAUGUAUAGGGAUUCGUGAGCGAGUCACAAACCAUUAUUUAAUAUUUUAUUCAUAUCGUAUUCCACGAUUGUACAAAACAGAACAUUUCUAUCAAUGUUUUAUAAACGCGUAAUCUUUAAUUGAAAUGUUCACUAAACAUAAAUCUUUACACGAGAUUUUUUGCAUAUCCGGUUUACAGUCUCGCAUCUUUCGAAUAUGCGAGUUCCUUAGCACAUUACAUAUUGAAAAUAAAGGCGUGCUAAUACUAACAAACAAUUGUAAUAAAAAUCGUAUCAUGAAGAGAAUAUUCGGAUUUCUUUUUUAUUAUUUUGCCGUGUUUCUUCUACCCGAUGAUUAGACAAUUAUUUAUUCUGAGACAUUAAUAGAAAUUAAAAAGAAACCAAAGAAAUAAAAAUCGAAAUUACAAAUAUAAAUAAAGAGCUUCCGAUAAAUACACUCGUCUUUGAUGGUGUGCAAAUUACACUGUUUAAUAAAAAAUGACUUUUUGACGGAAUUAUUUCUAUAGUUUUUGUACGCUGAAUACAAUCUUGUUUUACAAUCUAAAUUGUUUUAUUUUAUCAUGAUUUUGAAAAAUUUGCAAUUAAAAUUGUAAAAAAGCUAUUUUAAUGUAUUUUGACAUGUAAUAAUAACUAUAAUAUGUGACACGUUAAAGAAAUUUUAUUAAGUUAGUAAAAAUUAAGCAUGUUAGAACUUUCAGCUUUUAAAAUGAAUUAAUUGUAUCGAUUAUGAUUAAAAAGAUAUUUAUGAUCAAUGUAGAGAGAAUCAUCACAUUAAAGUUGUACGCCAUUAAGGAUUUAUCAAGUAUUUUUAAAUUAUAUUAUACAAAUUUAAGACUGUCAGAUCACUGAAUAUUAAUCUGUCGCAGUUGAUAAAUUCAAUUAAAAUUAUUAGAUGUACAAACGAAUAAUUCAGAUUUUUCGGUUAAAUUCAUUUUAACCAAAUUUUUAAUCAUUCGUUUUAAAAGAAAGUAAUACAAAUUUUUAAAAUCAAAGUAUUUGCCGUUGCUUUCUGUAAUUUUAAGCCGUUUUUCGAGCAUCUUAUGAAUUUUAUCUCGACAAAAUGUUGCAUUUUUAGAUAUGAUAAAGUUAAACAAUUUUCAGAUCUCAUUAACUGAUUUAAAUUCAUGAAAAAUACAUGGUGUUGAACAUACAUUUACAUAGAUAUGUAAAUCCUUAAUGGCACAUGCAAAUUGCAACUAGAUGCAAUAGAUUCUGUAUUAAACAUAAAAUAUUUCAAAUUACAGAUAUGUUUUUGGACGGAUAAUGUAACAACACAAUGAUAAUAAAAAAGCCUUUUUCGGUCGCAGCUAGAUCUUAGUGCCUAUAUUUAUUCGUGCAAUAAAAUAUUUCUUUAAUUGAAUUGUAACUGCAAUAAAAUUUCUUCAACAUGUUUUAUAGUUACGUCAAAAUACAUUAAAACAAUUUCUUGCAGCCGUAAAUUCCUCAAAAUUAUGACAAUACAGUAAUUUAAAACGGAAUUAUUUUAGCGUCUAAAAAUGAGAAAAGAUUAUCUUCGUUUUUGUGCUUUUAUAUUUUUUUAAUUAUAUUAUCAAAGAAUUGAUCAACAAUUACACAUAUCUGUUUCCUUUUUUUUUUAGCAGAAAAUUAGUUUUAAUGUAAAUGAACUAAAUAAGACGCAGUGCUAGAGAAAAAUUGAAAUAAAUUCAAUAGAAAUAUUUAUUUAAAGAAUGUAUCUAUGAAAAUUACUAUUUAGAAUAAGUAUUUUGUGCAGUAAGUAUAGAAAAGCAAAUAGUAUUUAACAUUUAUUUAUACAUUUAUUUGAAAUAACAUAUUUAUUUUACGUUUGAUAUGUCAUGGAUAAAUAGGUUUUUUCUAUUAUCUAUUGUUUAUUUAUUAAUUUCUAUUUCUUAAGAACACAAAAUAAAAACUAAUAAAAUAUAAAACGGCAUGUUUUAUGGAUAUAUAGUUUAUCUACAUUGCUUAAAAUCUCCAAAAAUUUUUGUAUAUUAAACGAGAUAAUAUAUAUUCAAACGUUGGAGAGAGGGAGAAAAA